GCCAAUCUUGUUCCGAGUCGAGAAUUUCUGCUGACGGCUUUCCAGNNGGUCGGCUACAGUAUCUCGGCAUUCUUCAUUUGCUUGACUGGUCGUGUCGGUGCUGUCUAUCACAUCUCUUUCCCAGUCAUGAACAGGUCUUCGUUCGGUAUCUUUGGUUCGUUGUGGCCUGUAUUGAAUCGCGCUCUGAUGGCAUGUAUCUGGUACGGCGUGCAAGGCUGGAUUGGCGGCGAAUGUGUCUACCUGAUGAUCCUUGCUAUUUGGCCCUCCUUCGGCACACGGGCCUCGUUGACCAAGGAGAUUGCUCUUGGUGGCACUGUCAACUACCUCAUCGGCUUCAUUCUCUUCUGGGCCGGUUCUCUUCCUUUCAUCUGGUUCCCCGUCCACAAGGUCCGCCACCUCUUCACGGUCAAGGCCGUUGUUGCACCCACAGCAGGUAUUGCCUUCCUCAUCUGGGCACUCGUCAGAGCUGGUGGUGCAGGCAAGAUCAUCCACGAACCUGCAAAAGCCCAUGGUUCCGAGCUUGCCUGGGCCGUCAUCACAGGCAUCAUGUCUUCCGUCUCCAACUUUGCGACUUUGAUCGUCAAUGAUCCUGAUUUCUCUCGUUUUGCAAGCAAGCCCAGUGAUGCUUUGCUUCCUCAAUUCAUCACCAUUCCUUUGGGCUUUGGUCUCACCUCUCUCAUCGGUAUCCUUGUCGGCUCUGCCUCAGCAGUCAUCUACCCUGAACUCGGUGCAGUCUGGAACCCCCUCGAACUUCUGAAGGCCUUUAUCACCGAGGACGGUCACGGCAGUGCAGGCGCAAGAGCAGGCGUCUUUCUCAUCGCAGCCGCUUUCGUUGUUGCCCAACUCGGUACCAACAUUGCUGCUAAUUCCAUCUCUGCAGGCACAGACUUGACUGCUCUGUUUCCUCGCUACAUCAACAUUCGUCGUGGCGGCUACAUCUGCGCCGUCAUCGGUAUUGUCAUCUGUCCUUGGCAAUUUGUCGCUGGCUCAAGCACCUUCACCACUUAUCUGUCUGCAUACUCGGUGUUCCUUUCUGCCAUUGCUGGACCGAUGAUCAUCGAUUACUACUGCGUUCGCAAGGGAUAUCUCCAAGCCCGCGACUUGUACUCUGCAGAUGUGAAUGGCCCUUACUACGGCAACUUCGGCAUCCAGUGGCGUGGCUAUGUAGCCUACAUCUGUGGUAUCCUCAUCAACGUGGUGGGUUUUGCCGGCGCGUGUGGAGCUUCUGUACCCAUCGGUGCAACCUACAUCUACCGCCUCAACUUCUUUACCGGCUUUGUGGUCAGUGGAGGUGUUUACUACAUUCUGUGUUUGAUUGCUCCCGUCAAAGCACCCAAUCCUGUGGGAAGCUGGCUGGAGGCUCCAGAGCCUGAUGAAGAGGAUUUGAGGAAUGUGGUUAGUCAUGGCAAGGAUGUGGGAGAGUAUUCGAGUGGGUUGGAUGUGGAAAACCAAGGAGGCUUCUUUAGGAAGAAGAUGGAUGCUAUCACAAAAGCUUUGUAG
Molecule: messenger RNA, 1500 nt
Organism: Aureobasidium musti
Lineage: Eukaryota; Fungi; Ascomycota; Dothideomycetes; Dothideales; Saccotheciaceae
Source: the annotation of a GenBank genome assembly